Plodia interpunctella (Indianmeal moth) is the source of this 2603-nucleotide messenger RNA. RefSeq lists its product as uncharacterized. Bases 157 to 1131 code for a protein of 324 amino acids. Gene Ontology annotation, molecular function: RNA polymerase II cis-regulatory region sequence-specific DNA binding; DNA-binding transcription factor activity, RNA polymerase II-specific. The transcript is spliced from 2 exons. The record is from RefSeq and is a predicted model, not a curated record. Gene Ontology annotation, biological process: regulation of transcription by RNA polymerase II. NCBI's taxonomy places the organism in Eukaryota, Metazoa, Arthropoda, Insecta, Lepidoptera, Pyralidae.
GACAAGUGACUUGACAAGAAGAGUAGAUAGUUUGCUUUGCCAAAGCUAUAGCAUAAUAUUUUUAAUUUUAAUAGAUGUAGAAAAUAAAGGUGUCAUUUGAUUAUUUACUCCGAUUAUUUUCACCGUGUAAUUAAGGUUAGAUUAGUACGAUCUAAUAUGCAGAACAACCCCCAGGAGCUUUCAUGGCAGGCAAUACAGGCUAUCGUGGGGGUUAAACUUCCUCCUAACGUACUUCGCUUUGACGAUAUCGGAUUCCAUUUAGUGAAUAAUUCUGUAUCAAGUGCAGAGGAUUCAGAUUCCGAUGUGGAAAUUGUUGAAAAUGACUGGGAAUCUGAUAACAACGUAUCUUCGAAACCCGAACACUCGGACAAUGAAAAGACAUCGCCAGACAGAGAACAGAGUGAGUCGCCUGUUCUACAUCUCGUAGAGCCUGAUAACAAUAACUCAGGUAAAGGCUCAUUAGAUUACAAAGAUUUUUUAGAAAAAAUGGAUACCAAAGAAACAUCUGACAGGGAAUGUUUGCCCCACACACCAAAUGACGACGUCGACUGCUCUAAUGGAAAUGUAAUGUCUAUUGAAAAUUAUCUGGAGGUCACACUUUCUACUGAAUCUGAGACUAGUCAUACUUGUGGCCAAUGUAACCAAAUGUUUUCCAGUGAACAGUUACUCUCUUCACAUAACUGUAGUGCCAAAUCCACUGAAGAAAAGAAGUACCCUUGUCAUGUGUGUGCAGAAAAGUUCCCUAGUUAUUGGGAGCUCAGGAAACAUAUGAACAGUCAUUUUCCUGGGAUGCUUGACUCUAAAUCAAGCUUUUGUCACCUUUGUCAAAAAGAUUACACAAAAACUGGAUUUAUGAAUCACUUGCGAAAGCACACAGGUGAAAGACCGUUUGUUUGUGAAUUGUGUCACAAGGCAUUCUCGCAGUCCAGCUCCCUGUCUAUACACAUGAAGUUCCACUUGAAUGUCCGGAAACAUGCCUGCACUGUUUGUGAGAAGAAGUUUGUAACUAAGAGUGAACUGUCCCGCCACAUGACUGUUCACACCAAACAGAAGUCAUACUACUGUGGGGUCUGUGACAAAGCGUUCACUCGUUCUGAUAAUAUGAAGAAACAUGAAAAAACUCAUGGAUAGAUCCUGAGUGCAAGUCAAGUGAAGAAUGUCAUGUCUCACUACCAUACACUUUCAUGCUACUGUUUUUAGUUGUAUAUGAUGUAUUUUACAACUGCCCGAUUCUCUAAUUGCCAAAUAUUUAGUUUUUAGAUUAUUAUUUAAAUCUUGCAUUGUUUUAUACCAAAUAAAAAAAUAUGAUCUAGUUCAUAAUUUUAGUCAUUAUGGUGUGUCUAUGAGAGUGUUCACACUCUGUGUGCUACUGUAGUUGCUUUUUCUAUUAAGGAUUUUAUUUAUGCGAUGUUUUAAUGCAUGUUUGGGUAAUAUUAGUUUUAGUAAAAUGCCUAUACAGGUGCUCUACAAUAAGGUCAUACAUAUCUCAAUCCAAAGUUGCCUUUUAGAUUAUGAUAAGGUUUCAACAGUGUGUGUAUACAAGUUGAAUAUCCUGAAUUUUAGAGAUAUAUUUUGUAUUUACAUUAGAUAAUUCAGUCUUUCAAAAAAUUUGAGGCCUUCUAUUAAAUGUCACAAAGUAAAAUUUGUUCCUGCUACUUUUACAAGCUUUAAAUAAUGUAGAUAUAUUAUUGACCUUAUGAGGUAUUUAAAUACCAGUUGUAAAGCAAACCUAAGCCAAAUUUUAGAUAUUAAGUAUUUCAAGUGAUUUAUAUAUGAACUGUGUUGUAACCAAAGCAAUAAUAUUGUUAAAUGUGCCUAUUUUUACACAAGUAUACCAAAUCCUUCUUAGAUAUUAGAUUAAUUGAACUCUAUGUAUUUACUACAAAAGGUACAAUGUUGAAAAAAAUCUGAUGAUCUUUAAAAAGCAAUAAAUUUAUUCCUUUAAAUGGUCUCAACAACAAAGUCUAAAUAGGCAAUUUCGAUCAAAUAGAAUAAAUUUUAAUUUAAGUAUAGAACCAUUUUUAAAAUGUUUCCUAGAAAUUAACCAUCACAAUUCUAAAUGAAAUUUUAAGUGUUGUUACUAGUAGUUAUUAUUAGUUAUUUUACUGUGUAAAAUAAUUUCAGGCACCAAAUAAUUUACUAUAUUAUACUAAAUCAAGAAUCCAAAGAUAAAAUUGGCAAAGAUACCAAAGUUGACUAUUAUUAUUACUGUGCCACUUCGAUUUUAUAAACUGGUUGUAGAAUUUGGUCUAAUGUAUAUCUAGCUGUAGGCAAUAAUCAUAUUUUAAUAUAUUUAUUAUUGUAUUUAAUUAUUUAGAUGUUUAACUGCAUGACUUGUUCAUAGAUUUAGAAUUUGAUAAUGAGCCAAAUAAGCAAAUUUUCGCAAAAAUCUACAAGACUGACAAUAAUAUUCAGAGUAGAUAUUAACUCGUGCACAAACAUUAUUUAUUGAUAAUACGAGAAAUAAACAAUUUUGUAACUAUUUAUCUAAAAUGCACCUUGUUACUCAACAUGACAAUUAGAAUAAGGGUAAUCAUUUAAUAUGAAUUAUUUUAUGGAAAAUUGUAAUAAUGUCGAUUUUAUUAAAGAGUUGUUUGUUGAAA